UUCUGUACGAUUUUCUUUCGAAUAAGCUCGAUCCAUUAUUUUUAUUUUUGUUUAUAUUUUGGGCUAUCAUACUCGGACAAUGUCACGGAAGAUGUAAUUUUUGCUAUUAACGGACAAUAUUUAUGACAUUGGUGAUAUCAGUAUCAUAAGGUACUGAUACUCGCCCGGAUUUAUCAUUAAUACACCUUGCUUCUAGGGCAAAUAUAAAGUUUCGGGAAUUUUCAUAUAUACUAGAUUAAAGUGUGCAUAUGUGUUGUGUAUGGGACUAUAUAUAUAGAGACAUAUACACACACAUAUAUACAUAGGCAUUAAAAUAUUACACCAAUUAUUUUAUAUUCUUGUACAGACAGCGAUCUUGUACAGACAGUGAUAUGAUAACGAACUUGUAAUGAUGUCUGGAGUGAGAAUUGGAGUGGUGUUCCUCACAUUAUCGAUCUACGCCGCUCCGAUAUUCUCAUCUGAGUUUAAUACACCUCUUGGACCGAAUUUAUGCUACUUUGAACCACUCAUACGGAAUUUACUGUCCGCAGUACAACCUAAUUAUUAUAGUAUCUUUUUGACAACAGGAGAGUUGUCUUUCCAAGGGAAAGUCCGUAUAUUAUUCGAAUUAAUUCGUGAAACGUACUCAUUAAUUUUCCAUGCCAAGUACUUGGAAAUAGUGAAUAAUUCGGUAAUACUCUGGCAACAUGACCGAACACUCAGAGAUAUAGAUCAGCCUAUAGGUAUUUAUUAUUGUAAUGAGACAAGCACUGUAAUUGUGAAGUUCAAGGAGAUUCUCUGUCCCGGUACUUAUAACAUAAUCAUGUCGUACAGAGGCUUCACUAACAAAACAAAAGCUUUCUAUCAGAUUAAAGAGGAAAAAAGAGAAAGCAAUGAAACCUGGUCAUAUGUGAUGCUGUUAGAACCGGAGAGCGCGCGAUAUGUGUUUCCAUGUCGGGACGAAUUAACCUACAAGGCUACAUUUUAUAUCAUCAUCCAACAUUUGCCUAUCUACCAUGUCUACUCCAAUAUGCAAAAACGAGGUGUUAUACGGAUAAAUAAAACCACAUCAAGGACGGCUUUCCUACCUACACCUGUAAUGCGCAUCAAUCUACUGAGAAUCGCUCUUAUCAAAUUUAAUAAGUUACUUUUAUUAAAAAAUGAUGUAUGGUAUGGACAAGAAGGCACUAAUGAAACGGACCCAGUUAUAAAGAAUAUCACUAACGUAAUCAAUGAUUUCUUAUGGCUAUAUAUGCAGAAGCGUUUAGAAACUUCGAUAAUCGUGGUUUUCUCCGAUCUCCCGAGCAAUACAGCAGGAGCCAGGCAACUCAUAUUUUUAAGAGAGAGUGAUCUCGUCUACAAAAAUGAUAUACAUUAUCCUGGUCGUAUAAUUGAUAUAUGGAAGACGAUAGCGUAUAGAAAAGCAGAACAAUACAUCCAAAACUUCAUCCAUCCAAAUCAUUGGUCUCAUACGUGGUUCCACAAGGCACUAGCGUUAUAUCUCAGUUACAAUAUCCUCGGACAGGGUUUUGAUAAGGAACGGAUGAUGCAACUUUUUGUAGUGCAGGUUCAACUACCCGCUAUGCACAACGAUAUUGUUCUCAAAGUGCCAUCCAUCCUACGUACAGAUGACCCAAUUUAUUCAACUCUCAUUUAUAAGAAAGCAUCCGUUUUAUUAAGAAUGUUAGAACAUAUUGUUUCAAAAGAGAAGUUCCAUAUUGCCGUCGUCGAAUAUUUAAAUACAUAUAAAUAUCGAAUCAGUAAACCAAACAAAUUCUUUAGUAUCCUAAGUAAAUUGAAUGAAAUGCCUGAAAACGUGAUAACAGACAUAAUGUCUAUCUGGCUGUCGCGAAGGUACUAUCCUGUAUUGGUAGCUAGGCAAUAUAACAAAACGUAUCACAUUAUAUGUAAUGAAAUAAAAAGAGACCACAAUGAUUCAAUUAUACGGCCAAUUCCGGUGACUUAUACUACGAAAAAGGAUCCUCAUUUCGACCAGUAUGGUCUUAUACAUUGGCUAAAUAACAAUUAUACAGAAUGGAACUCCUAUCUAGAAUUAACUUUGGACAAUGUAGAAGAAUGGGUUAUAUUGAAUGUACAAUAUUUUGGUUACUACCGUGUUCGUUACGAUAAUACAAAUUGGUUGAAAAUUGCAUAUUUCUUGAAAGAGGACAAUGGGAAGACCAUAUCUGUUUUGAAUCGCGCUCAACUCAUCGAUGAUGCGUAUCAUUUUGUAAUGAUGGGUACAAUGGAUUACAAGUUUUAUUAUGAGUUAAUUGAUUUCUUGAGAAACGAAACUGAUUUUAUAGUAUGGCACUCUAUGAUGAACGUGUUACAUUAUAUGUCGCCUUUCUUUAAAUUUCCAGAGAGUGAAGGUUUCAAGAACUUCAUAAUAGACAUCAUGAAUGAUGCAUUGACGCAGAUAGGAUAUGAUGAAAAACCAACUGAUGAUAACAUGUUGAAAAGUACGCGAUUGUUACUCCUCAAUUGGAUGUGUAAUCACGGCAAUGACAAAUGCAGGCAGUCAGCCAGUGAUAAAUUAAAAGCAUACCUUAAAAAUGCCAACGAAUUACUAAUCUUACCGGGUUGGAGGAAUUGGGUAUUUUGUGCGGGGCUUAUGAAGCCAGAUUAUGAGGUUAGGACGUUGGUGAAGCAUAAAAUUUUGCACGAGAUGGGUGAAAAUAUAGUCCAAUAUAUGACCUGUUACGACGACGAUGAUUCGAUACAAGAGUUGUUAACUUCGGUUAUGUUUAAGUCUAGCGAUAACAUUUUCCCAAUGGCGACGCCAUUGAACGAUGUGCAAAAGAAAUAUUUAUAUCGUAUCAUUGUGAAGAAGCAUGCAAGAAAGUCUAAAGUAUUAGAUUCUAUCUUGAAAGAUAUGAUUCAUCUAUUGCCAGGUAGUAUGAGCCUUCUCGAGAAAUUAGGUCACGUUAUUAUGAGCGUGCAUUCAAGGUGCCAAAUGCACAAGAUUGCAGAAUACAUAAACUAUAAUAUCAACUUGGAUAAGUCGAUCUAUGAAGCUGAACGUAUAUUAGUAAGACGAAUGUCUCAAAUAUCUAAGGAAAAGGAUAUGUUCGUGCAUCAUUUUCCCUACAAUGUGAAAAAUACGGAAUGCUAACUAAUUAUGUAAAAAUAAUUAUUAUAUUGUGUCCCA
Harpegnathos saltator (Jerdon's jumping ant) is the source of this 3130-nucleotide messenger RNA. Its product is annotated as aminopeptidase N-like. Gene Ontology annotation, cellular component: membrane; cytoplasm. The coding region runs from base 389 to 3094 and encodes 901 amino acids. NCBI's taxonomy places the organism in Eukaryota, Metazoa, Arthropoda, Insecta, Hymenoptera, Formicidae. Gene Ontology annotation, molecular function: zinc ion binding; peptide binding; metalloaminopeptidase activity. The transcript is spliced from 12 exons. Gene Ontology annotation, biological process: peptide catabolic process; proteolysis. The record is from RefSeq and is a predicted model, not a curated record.